CUCAUCUGGGUUGAUCAGUCGACAAUCAAAAGAAGGCAGCAAUCCAUCAUCACAUAUCUAAAGAAACAUUGUCUAGUCCCACCAGCUGCACCUUCAUUUUUGCGAAAAUGGCGUUUCAACUGCCAUCUACAUAUACAGCCCCACCUGCAACGAGCGGAAACCCAACAUUUCUCGUAAAUCUUCCGUCUAGAGGGACUGCAUCCGCUUCUAAAUCGUCCAAAGCGGCGCCCAUCCGAUAUACAUCCAACGGCCACCGGGUUAGAGUCAAAUUACCACCUUCACCGAGCCCAUCUACUACUCGAUGGUCGUUGGAGACGCCUGAACAGGACGAAGAUGAUGACGAUGAUCUGAGUUUCGUCGGCAGUGAAAGUGAACAUUUAAGCGAUGAGAAUCGCGAAGAACUAAGUGAUGAUGGAGAUGAAACUAGAGACGAUAAUAGCGAGGAGCUUAGCGAUGAAGAUGGGGAAGAAUUCAGUGAUGAUGAUGGAGAAGAAUUUGAUGACGAGAUCCCUGAGGAAGAAGUAGCCUCUCUUCUUCUCGAAGCCAAGGAGUUAUCUGCGCCCACCCCAAUCCCACAUAUCGCAGUCGCGUCUCUCCCAGGAACAGUUGCACCUGAACGGGACGACAAAGACGGCAAGGAAACAACCCAGGCAAAUGUUACCGAGGAAGGUGAAACGGCGGGCAAGAGAGACGACCCACCAGCGGCUUCGGCACCUACAGCAAGUAGAAAACCGCCACCGUUCACAUUCGGAAACGCAUCACCCAUAGUCACCACGUCUGCUUCUCAACCUAUACCUGGUAGAGGAUCGACUCUGGACUUCGCUGCGGCUUGGAACAACAAUCUCGACCUUACUCUCCCCGAAUCCUGUCAGAUGAGCCUAUCUAAUAAUCUAUUAUUCAAUGAGGUGUUCAAAAUUCAAGAGAUAGACCGCAAAUCCCAUCCCUGCCGAGGCCUUGACGCACAAGGCGCUCAGUGUAAGUCCAGCGUCCCAAGAUGCCACAGCCUCAGCAUUAAACUCGUAGAAAACUCGCUCGGAAUCGUAGAUGUAAUGAAAGACAAGGAAAUCGAAUAUCUCGCGGUGUACAACAUGUGCGACGACCACACCAAGCAGGCAGCGAAGCUUGCCAAGGAAUGGAUCCGGCUUGCUAACCUGACUGAGGCUGCGCGAAAGUAUUGGCUAAACCAGCAGAAGUCUCUCUUAGUGGGGUCUCAAGCCUUGUGGAAAGCGUAUGCUGAGUUUGCGGCUGCUGAGAUUCGACGAAUACUCGCGCAAGAUGAGAUUGCAGUUCGGGUAGAGAAAGAGAAGACCGAACUCUACAAUGAGUCGCAGAAGACUGUAAAUCAGUUGCGGACGAAGAUCGACAGCAUUGAGAGUGAGGUCUUCUCAGCCGAAGGACUCAACGAGCCAUCUAAGAAAACCCUUACAAAGUAUCUCGAUGAGAUCUCCGCUCUGGAAAAGCAGAUCAAUAAUCUCACGACCGAGAACUCUUCACUCAAAGAAGCCCGAAAGUCAACUGAAGAUGUACUCGCGAAAGAGAGGGAACGCGACCAGCGUGAUCUUUUGGACACGAAAGAUCUCUACAAAGUGUCUCAAAUGACCGUUGAAGCGCUUCACACGGAGAUUUCCGCUUUGACUUCCAAGGUUAGCGAUCUGACGACCGAGAAUUCUUCCCUCAAAGAGGGCCAAGAAGCAGCUGAAGACGCUCUUGUUAAAGAGAGGAAACUCGGCCAGCAGGACCUUCAAGACGCGAAAGGGCUCUAUGAGGGCUCUCAAAAAACCGUUGAAGCGCUUCGCAAGGAGGUUGACGCUCUGAACUCGUGUAUCAGCGAGCUGGCAACUAAAGAAUCUUCGCUUAAGAAUUCGCUAGAAUCAACGCAAGAUGCGCUGACCAAGGAGAAGGUGCGCAGUCGAGAGCUUGAGAUCAGGCUUGAAGAGAGGGUGGCGCUGGGGAUCAAGACACAUGACUCGCCUGAGACGAAGCUCGAGAAGUACCUACGCGAGGAGCUAGACAAAUCUCAGCGUCAUGUUCUGCAGCAGCAGAAGGACCUCGAAAAGUUGCGGGACGACCAUGUGCGACUUCAAAUCACAAAUGCGACUCUCGAGAGCCAGGUCAAACAGAUUGAAGCGACCAAGGAGGACCUCAGCCGUGCCUCUAAAAGAGAAUUUCAAGAGCUUGUCGAAAAGAAUUCAGAUCUUUCGAACCAAUUAUACUACACAAAGGCUGAGUUUGAGCAGCUGAAGGCCACCGUGGCGGCUACGGAAAAGGAAAAUGAAGGAGAGGCGUCAAAGUCAAAAUUCAGUCUAAGAGACAUCUACAGAAGGCCAAAGCACGAGACUUCUAGGCUGCUGACACCGCCCACGGAUCAGUGAUCCCUUUGUAAGAGACAUAUGCUUGUCUUUGAACAUUAUCUGUUGUAACGCCAAUUCUUUGGCCAAAAGGCAGAGGUUAGUUCUCUCGGAUAUCUUUCGUAGUCAUUGUUUGUUACAUGUAAAACAUACUGCAAAUGUAUAACAAG
This is a messenger RNA of Lindgomyces ingoldianus, 2518 nucleotides long. RefSeq lists its product as uncharacterized. The coding region runs from base 108 to 2372 and encodes 754 amino acids. NCBI's taxonomy places the organism in Eukaryota, Fungi, Ascomycota, Dothideomycetes, Pleosporales, Lindgomycetaceae. The transcript has a single exon. The record is from RefSeq and is a predicted model, not a curated record.